UAAAUCAAGUGGCAGUUAGUAAAUAAUCACUUUUGUAUAUUUUACAGUUGAGUUAGAUUUUUAAAUUGAGCAAUGAGCAUUUACAAUUUGUUUGAUAUUUCGGUGUUCAAAACAAAUAAUUGGUUAUUGUUAUGAUGUAAACACUCAAUUGCGAAGCACACUUUAAUUACCAUGAGGAAAGCUUCAGCUGACUCAAAGGUGAAGAAAACUUUAGUGCGACAUGCUGAGCAAAAAGUUAAUAUAAGCAAGCAUAAAGUUAUUAGAGAUCCUGGUGCAGGAUCAUCUAAAUCGUCUAUCCAUAAUAUAGUAACGACUCAGGAAUUAGCUCAUCCCACUUUAUGCUCCAGUGAGGUGUUAGCCAACUAUUUAUCUGAAGUUAAAAAGUCUGCGCCACCGCGACUUUUACACGAAGAAUUUCAAGUUGAUAAAGCUGCACUUAGUGCCAAGGUAACAAGAAAGUUGAAUUUCCAUUUCAAUGAUAGAAUUUACAAUAAUUUAGUGGAACUGAAUGCGGAUGCAGCUGACUUAAAGAAGAAGGACCGGCAAACAAAAAUAACUACAAUAAAAAAGGAUCUUGAACCCAAUAUUGAUGAUUUUUGUCACAAUGAAAAAGCUAAAGAUGUCAUACCUAUUAUCCCUAUCAUUAAACCAAAAUUAAAACCUUUAAAAUGUGUUGACACUGGAAAAUUACAUAAAUUAGUUGCAAUGUUUGAAGUCUUAUGACAAUAAAAGAAUAUACUAAUUUAAAA
Messenger RNA from Pieris napi, 749 nucleotides. RefSeq lists its product as uncharacterized. The coding region runs from base 172 to 723 and encodes 183 amino acids. The record is from RefSeq and is a predicted model, not a curated record. Lineage: Eukaryota; Metazoa; Arthropoda; Insecta; Lepidoptera; Pieridae. The transcript is spliced from 2 exons.